Molecule: messenger RNA, 735 nt
Organism: Linnemannia hyalina
Lineage: Eukaryota; Fungi; Mortierellomycota; Mortierellomycetes; Mortierellales; Mortierellaceae
Source: the annotation of a GenBank genome assembly
AUGGAGGGCCUCGAUAACAGCAACGCCGCCACAGUUAACACCAACACCAAUAGUAGUUCAACUGCCAGUAAUAGUGCCCUGUUGGCCUUCAACCUUCCUCUCGACAGCUUCGCCUCGGCUCCAACACCUACUCAGCGCUCGAUGAAUCCGGGCGUCUUGGCCAUCUGCCUGACUAACGAGUCUAGCGGGGACGCCAACUGCUACGUUUAUUCGACCUUGGAGGGCAGUAAGCGUCGGGCCAGUGAGCAGAGUCGCCAGGUCGGCAUCUUGAAGGCGACUGCUUCGUUUGUGAGAGAGAUGAACCCACAUCCUACCACAACAACAGCACCGUUCGAUGAUGCCGGCCACCCAUCACCGACCUACAGCAGUGGAGUCGGAGGAAUAGAAGGAUCAUUUGGAGACGAGGUUGACAUACGGACACGAGUCGAUGCCACCCUGACGAUUACUUCGAACGACGACAAAAUGAACACCUGGUUUGGAUUCAAGUCUGGGGGCGCUUUGUACCUGCGGGGUGACGGAUGGGACGACAUGGACAUUCGAGAGAGUAUUGUUGCGGCAUUAGAGCUUGCGGAGGAGCAACUUGAAUGCACAUCUGUCUACCUGUGCCUCGAGAAGAGCAAUCCCCAUCUCACACAACUCACACAUGCGCUGUUGUAUGCAACGUUUCAGUUGGUUACCCCGGGGGUAUUACCCCACGCAGACCCCAAGUACCUGGUCAUGGGGAUUGACUUUUGA